Vigna angularis (adzuki bean) is the source of this 1370-nucleotide messenger RNA. RefSeq lists its product as uncharacterized. The record is from RefSeq and is a predicted model, not a curated record. Gene Ontology annotation, molecular function: calcium ion binding. Lineage: Eukaryota; Viridiplantae; Streptophyta; Magnoliopsida; Fabales; Fabaceae.
AAAAUACCCUGCUUCGUGCUUCUGCACAUCGUUACCAAUCUUUACGCACACAAAUUAGCCAUUCAUUCCUCACAUUUCAACACAUUUUCCAACAAAAUAGGAACUCUUCCAAUCUCCUUCUCUUUUGCCUCGCUUCGAUUUUUUUUUCUUCGAAUGUUCGCUACCAAUGCUGCUACCAACCUCUUCUUCCCGUGCAAACCUUCGUCCUUCCGGUGCCGCGCCGCCGCCGGAGACAUCUCCGUGGGUCCCUCCUUCUUCCAGUCCGUCGCUGGAGGCCUCCGGCUAGGCCCCUUUCCCGACGGCGGAGGGCUCGCCGUGGAAGGACGCCGUGGGGGUGGGAACGAACCGAUAAGGGUGAAGAAAUGGUCUCGGAAGAACGAGAGUUAUCUGGAUAAUGACAACGAGCCUCUUCCCCUUCCCAUGACGUACCCGGAUUCCUCACCCGUUUCGCCGGAAGAGAUUGAUAGACGUCUCCAAUGCGAUCCCGAAGUUCAGGAUUGUAAAGAGGUGGUGUAUGAAUGGACUGGAAAGUGCAGGAGUUGCCAAGGAUCAGGAUAUGUUAGCUACUAUGGCAAGAGAGGGAAAGCGGUUAUGCAAAUGCAUUCCUUGCAUGGGAAUUGUUGGAGAGGUUUGAGAGAAUCAGCGAAUGCCACCCAAAAAGAUGAGGCGAAGAUAUUGUCUCUAGAAAUUAGGAUGGACAAGUUCAAAGCCACCUUGCAUAAAAUGUCAGGGACAAGUUUCCUUGAUUUCCAAUACAACCUCUCAAGGAGAAAAUAUUUAAGGAAGCCAUCACGUCUAUUCUCCCGGGACAGGCAGAACUCUGGGGUGAAUAGUGUAUAUCUUCAGCCUAACGCUGAUGAGAUGAAGCGAGUGUUUGACAAAUUUGAUUCCAAUAAAGAUGGGAAAAUUUCUCAACAGGAGUACAAAGUAACCAUGAGGGCUUUAGGCAUGGGGGACUCGGUUCAUGAAGUGCGAAAUAUAUUCAAGGUGGUUGAUUUGGAUGGAGAUGGAUUCAUCAACUUCAAGGAGUUUAUGGAAGCUCAGAACAAGGGUGGUGGGGUUAGGGCGAUGGAUAUACAUAGUGCCUUUCGGACGUUUGAUAGGAAUGGUGAUGGUAAAAUAAGUGCAGAAGAAAUCAAAGAAAUGCUAGGAAGGCUGGGAGAAAGGUGCAGCAUCGAGGACUGCCGUCGAAUGGUGAGAGCUGUGGACACUGAUGGAGAUGGCAUGGUUGACAUGGACGAGUUCACCACCAUGAUGACACAUACCCUCAGACCUCUUUGAAUCUCAUGUCUUUAAUCAGUGGAAACAACUAUACUGUCUGUAAUCGAUAAUAUUAAUAUCUAAUAGUGUAAAAACUUUCUACUUUUUAA